Molecule: messenger RNA, 1416 nt
Organism: Alternaria alternata
Lineage: Eukaryota; Fungi; Ascomycota; Dothideomycetes; Pleosporales; Pleosporaceae
Product: FAD-binding domain-containing protein
Exons: 2
Coding region: 1-1416 (471 amino acids)
Molecular function (GO): FAD binding
Source: RefSeq, a predicted model, not a curated record
AUGGCUCUGGCUUCAAGUCCUGUAGCUAAGCGCGUAACCUACCCUGGUCAGAACUCAUACAAUGCUAGUCUUGCUUCUUAUUUCGAUGGAAAGAGUAGAUUAACACCCAGCUGCAUUGUGCAACCCACAACUGCCGAGGAGGUCUCCACGAUCGUGAAGGUUCUUGCGGCUGCCAGUCUACAGAAGACUUGCCAAUUCGCCGUGCGAUCCGGUGGCCACACCCCGAUCCCUAGGGCCAAUAACAUCGAAAAUGGAGUUACGAUUGAUCUGCUGAAUAUGAAUGGAACUACCUACGAUGCUGAUUCCAAGAUAGCAAGUAUCUUGCCAGCAGCGAGAUGGGGCUCUGUUUACGCAGCUCUAGAGCCGUUAGGACGUAUGGUAGCUGGAGGCCGAGGAAGCACUGUCGGUGUCGGCGGCUUUCUACUUGGUGGUGGAAUAUCCCACUACGCUCCUCGCGUUGGACUAUCUUGCGACAACGUGAUCAAUUUCCAGGUCGUUCUUGCUGAUGGCCGUAUCGUGAAUGCCAAUAAGCGGACAAAUGCAGAUCUGUUCACCGCUCUCAAAGGCGGUAACAGCAAUUUUGGCAUCGUGACACGAUACGACAUGGAGACUUUCGAGAACGAGGAUCUUUGGGGAGGUAUUGUUUCCUGGCCUGCAUCCACUGUCAACCAACACUUCAAGUCGCUUGUUAAUUUUGGUCUCGAUCCAAACAGAGACCCAAAUGCUGCUUUGAUCCUGUUCCAAGGAUACUCAACAGCCAGUCCCGUGGACGUCGUAAGAGCGGCCUUCGAUUACACCAAGCCUGUGGUUCGCCCAGCUGCAUACAACGAGUUCUUUGCAGUCAACAACACUCUCAGCGAUUCGACCAAAAUCCAGCCGAUGAGUGCAAUCGCUGCAGAAUUUGGCAGUGACACAACUAAAAGGGUUCAAUUUCGCACUCUUUCGUUCAAGAUCGAUCUCGAGACUCUUCAAGAGACAGCGCGUCUAUACAACACCGUCAUUACGGAGCUUCAAACCAAGGCUUCUGGCCAAUGGCGCGUCUCGUGCUUACAUCAGGUUUUUGCCACAAGCUAUACCGCGAACAGUACAGCCAGAGGCGGCAACGUGCUGGGCAUGGAGCGCUACAGCGAGAACUUUAUCAUGUACCAGUCUUACCUGCUUUGGUCUGAAGCUAAGGAUGAUGAACUGUUCAUUAGCCUGGGUAAAAUGUUGACCGAUGGCAUCCGGAAGUUUGCCACAGAAAGGAGUACGGGAGUAGAAUACCUUUACCUUAACUAUGCCGACAAGGACCAAGAUCCACUUUCAGCUUACGGUGCUGACAAGGUGUUGUUCAUGAAGAAGGUCGCAAAGAAGUACGAUCCCUUCGGCGUCUACCAGAGACUACUGCCGGGAGGAUUCAAGAUUUCCCAGGUGUGA